GGGUAUUUCCCUUUUCGAUAUUUAGGGUUCUUGGUUUUGCGCUUAGGGUUUGCGGCGAUUUCCGGCGAUGGCGAUGGUCGGAGUUUACCAGAGCGCGCAAGGGACUGCUGCUCCACCGCAUGGCAAGGAGAUGCUACGCAGCGGGCAAGACAUCAAGAUCGUGGGCGGGAGGGCGUUCAACGUUUAUCCCGGGGAGGAGUAUCUUCACAUCCUCCCCGAGGAUAAAGAAAACAAGGGGUUUCUCUUGAGGAAGGAUGGCUUCCCUGACGAAGCAGUUCGCCAUGCUGCAGCGAUGGAGUACAUCGCAGUGGAACUAGCAGACCAGAAAGAGAACCUGGAAAGGGUGGUUGGAGCUCAACGAGGCAUACAGGUGCGACUCAGCCGUCAAAUCGACGAGGGGAGAACCAAAUGGCAGGGACAAAUGCUGGAGAACAUCCGGCUAAACGCGAGUAAUAAAAGGCUGCAGGAGCAAAUUCACGUCCUUCAGGCAAAAGUCGACUUCCUCGAAGCCGAAAACAGGGAUCUGCAGGCGAAGAAUGUGGGUCUUGAGAAACGCGUACUUGACCUCGAGAACGAUCUCUCCUGCAUGGGAGCUGUGCAGAGAGAGAUCCUUCUGAGUCUUCAGAAGCUGCACUUGGCUAGUGGCUAGAUGCACGAAAGAAGCGGGGAAAGUAUUCUAGUGUUUGCUAUUUCUCAUUUUUUAUUUUUUUGCAGGUGGCACUUUUUUUGUAACCUUUGCGAGUUUGAGUAAAGCCAUAAUUCGAGAUCUCUUUUGUUUUUUGA
Selaginella moellendorffii is the source of this 783-nucleotide messenger RNA. RefSeq lists its product as uncharacterized. Lineage: Eukaryota; Viridiplantae; Streptophyta; Lycopodiopsida; Selaginellales; Selaginellaceae. The coding region runs from base 68 to 649 and encodes 193 amino acids. The transcript has 3 exons. The record is from RefSeq and is a predicted model, not a curated record.